AAUGCAUGGUUUAAUCAGAGGGUAACACUUACAUUUCUGGUGUUUAAACCAACAGGUCUAACUAUAUAAUCUUACUUUCACUUCUCCAUAAAUAUAUUAUUCUUCAAAGACAAAGUUUUUUGCUUUAAAAUACUUGCUUUUUUGCUUUUUUAUAAUAGUAGAAUUACAACUAAUUUGUUCUUUAGCCUUUGUGGUCGGCUAUUUAUUGCCUCCUCUGUUGCUAUUCUUUUCACCAUCGCAAACUCUUUCUCUUUCUUUCUCUCACUCAUCUUUUAAGCUGUCAUUAACUUUAUCCAUUGAAGAAAAAUGAAGUGUAAGUCAUCUGAUAAACCAAAGAUAAAACACAAGAAGGGUUUGUGGUCACCGGAAGAAGAUCAAAGGCUCAGAAACCAUGUUCUUAAGCACGGCCACGCUUGCUGGAGCUCCGUUCCUGUUAAUGCCGGAUUGCAGAGGAAUGGUAAAAGCUGCAGAUUAAGAUGGAUUAAUUACUUGAGGCCAGGACUGAAAAGAGGGAUGUUUACUUUGCAAGAGGAAGAAACAAUCUUGACCCUCCAUCGCGUGUUAGGGAACAAGUGGUCACAGAUAGCUCAGCAUUUGGCUGGAAGAACUGAUAAUGAGAUAAAGAACUACUGGCAUUCCCAUCUGAAGAAAAAACUGGCCAAACUUGAAGAAAUGGAAGUUCAUAUCAAAACGCAGUGCACCACAACUACUUCAAGCUCAGAGAAUAUAGAUUCUUCAGUCCUCUCUUCUAACAAUAAUCUCACAACUCAAAUGCCAGGCUAUGAUUCUUUGAUGAAUCACAUGGAGAAAUCAUCAAGUGAUAAUAAUGAUUUAAUUCAAGAGGGUCACAAAAGUUCCCUGCCAAAGAUUUUAUUUGCAGAGUGGCUAUCCCUGGAGAAUGUUCAAAGUGGGAGCUCAGUAAAUUCAGGCCAUAAGCCGGUGGUUUCCAGGGAUGGCUUUAAUACUCAUAACACAAACUUUCUCCAGGAUUCUCUCAGCCAUGGUUAUUUAUUGAAUGAGGGCGGAUUUGGUGGCGAUUUCCAGGCUGGUUUUCACAAUGGUUUGAUGGAUGAAAUAUUGAACUCAGAAUUCAAGUUCGAAGAUCAGAUUUCUGGAAUUGGGUUUGGGGAUUCCAUCUCUGGGGAUGACAUAUGUAGCAGUUUGAAUAUGAACAAUGAUGUAAUGUACUUAUAAGAGCUUGCAUGUUGUUAAUAGGUGGACAGUUGAGUGCAAGCAUGAAGAAAAACUUCUAAUUGAACUUCUCAGAAUAAUCUUACCCCAAGAAAUUACAAAGCAUACAAGUUUAAUUAGUGGUUUUUCUUGCAUGGAAUUGUUAUUCUACAUAAUAUUCGACAGCUUGUAAUUUCCUUGGCGAGAAUUAUUUAUGAAUAAACUUCAGGAAUUGAUCAUAA
This is a messenger RNA of Mangifera indica (mango), 1412 nucleotides long. Its product is annotated as transcription factor LAF1-like. NCBI's taxonomy places the organism in Eukaryota, Viridiplantae, Streptophyta, Magnoliopsida, Sapindales, Anacardiaceae. The coding region runs from base 307 to 1194 and encodes 295 amino acids. The transcript is spliced from 3 exons. The record is from RefSeq and is a predicted model, not a curated record.